Messenger RNA from Gongylonema pulchrum, 492 nucleotides. NCBI's taxonomy places the organism in Eukaryota, Metazoa, Nematoda, Chromadorea, Rhabditida, Gongylonematidae. The record is from the annotation of a GenBank genome assembly.
GCAUUACCAAGUGCAAAAGGUCGCAUCGAUGGACAUGGCUCAUCGAAAUGCAUCCUCACAUGGCGUCGUGAGGAAAAUGUCGAGCAAUGGUCUGACGCGCAGCAGCCAAGAAUGCUUCUUGUUCUGGAUUUUCUCGGCGACACAUCCACAAACGAAAAGCGUACUUUAACAAGACUUAUUGGUGCGUCCACUGCAUCUCGGAAGGUAACGCCGGGUUUGGAAUGCGAUCCAAAUAAGCCACCUAUUGAGCAGUUAAUGCUGGAUGCGAGAUCUACGGAGCAGUCACGAUCAACUUCAAAAGAACCAGAGACACCGAAGACACCGAAGACAAUUGAACAGCAAAAGACAAACGUUCCCGAAAAUGUAAUGGAAAGUUUCGGCGACUGGCUCAGUCGACAGUCAAAAGAAUCUAUCAUUGGAUUAAUUUUAUUUGCGUUAUUCUGUUAUUUUCUGGGAGUGAUUAAUUCUAAACGAAGAAAGAAUGACGAGUGA